Molecule: messenger RNA, 960 nt
Organism: Insectozyma verbasci
Lineage: Eukaryota; Fungi; Ascomycota; Pichiomycetes; Serinales; Debaryomycetaceae
Source: the annotation of a GenBank genome assembly
AUGGCAUCAACAAUAAGACAACGAAGAAUAGAAAUAGAAACAGAACCAGUAACUAAUGAAACUCCAUUAUUAAGAAGAUUACAUUAUUAUCAUGAAUUAGAUGAAUGGCAACAAGACAAUCAUUUUAUAAAAUCAGGUUAUGUAAAAAGUACAAAUUCAUUCAAAGCAAGUUUUAAAUCAUUAUUUUAUCUUCAUAAUGAAUCAGUUAAUAUUUGGUCACAUUUAAUACCUUCAAGUAUAUCAUUUUGGUUAAUUUUAUAUUAUGUAAAUUUUCAAUUGAUUCAAUAUGGUAAUUAUUUGGGUAUUUGGGAAAAGUUUAAUUUUAUUCAAUUUGGCCUUGCUGUUACAUUUUGCAUGUUUAUGUCUUCUACAUUUCAUUGUGUUAAAUCUCAUUCUCAUAAAAUAUGUAAAUUUGGAAAUCAAUUGGAUUAUUUUGGAAUAAUUAUCUUGAUUACUUGUUCAUUAGUUUCAAUUAUUUUAUUUUCAUAUUAUGAUCAUUUUAUAUACAAGACAUUAUUCACUUCAAUUACAUUAAUUUUAGGUACUAUAUGUACUGUCCUUACACUUGAUCCAAAAUUUGCAACUAAUCAUUAUAGACCGUUUAGAAGUGGUAUGUUUAUAUUAUUUGGCUUGUCUGGAGUUCUCCCAAUUUUAAAUUCGGUAUACAUGUUUGGGUUUCAAAUUACAAGGGAACGAUCAGGUUUGAUUUGGUUGAUUUUAGAAGGUGUUUUUUAUAUAUCUGGUGCUUUAUUAUAUGCUAUGAGAGUACCUGAAAGAUUUACACAUAUAGAUGAGUCUGAAGAAGAAUUAUUAAAUGAUCCAAAAGCUGGUAUGUUUGAUAUUUUUGGUCAUUCUCAUCAAAUAUUUCAUGUUUUUGUCGUUAUUGCUGCUUAUUGUCAUUGGAGAGCUUUAAUUGAAUGUUAUCAUUAUUUACAUAAAGUAAUCUUACCGAAUAUGUGA